This is a messenger RNA of Aspergillus melleus, 1785 nucleotides long. RefSeq lists its product as uncharacterized. The transcript has a single exon. Bases 1 to 1785 code for a protein of 594 amino acids. Gene Ontology annotation, biological process: protein refolding. Gene Ontology annotation, cellular component: cytoplasm. The record is from RefSeq and is a predicted model, not a curated record. NCBI's taxonomy places the organism in Eukaryota, Fungi, Ascomycota, Eurotiomycetes, Eurotiales, Aspergillaceae.
AUGUCAUCCGCACCCGAUAUCGAUCCGUAUGCCGUGUUAGGAGUCCAGAAAGAUGCGACAUUACCCGAAAUCAAGACCGCCCAUCGAAAGCUCGUGCUGAAAUGCCAUCCCGAUAAGAUCAAGGACGAGUCCCUGCGAAGUAAGGCCCAAGAUGAAUUCCAGAAGGUGCAGCAGGCCUACGAGCUGUUGUCCGACGAUACCCGAAGAACCAAGUACGACCAAAAGGUUCGCCUGGCCGAGCUCAAGCGCGAGAUGAUGGCCCGAGGAGGAAUGCCGUACUCGUCCCCGCGGGCGUCAAGCAGCGCUCGGGAGUAUCGCGACGGGCGCAUCUACGAGGAAAGAACCCCCGCCGAACCCUUCGAAGAAGAGAUACACUUUACCGAGGCGCCGCGCACUACGUCCCGCAAGUACGAGGAGUAUGGAAAGCGCCGGAGUGCGAAACCGGCCGAAGAGAAGAAGAAGACGACCAAGAGCGUUCCUGUAAAUAACGUUCGUGCCGCAAAGGACACUGCCGCUCGCGACAGCGCGAAAGCGACCCACUCCAAUCGGGCCAAGUACCGUACCAAGGAACGGCGACGGGAAGUCUACGAGAAGAACUAUGAGCGGGCCUAUGGGGAUUCUGAAGAUGACGGCGCUUCCGACUCCUCGGCCUCGUCUGUCUACGUGCGUGUCAAGCGUCCUUCGGCCCGGAGUCGGGAAUCGUCUUCUCGGAAUCCCAAGCCCGCGGAGCCUGCUCGUCGGAGUAGUCCUCGCUAUCAAGAGGAGGCCAAACCCGCAGAAUCUGCUCGUCGAAGUAGUCCUCGCUACAAAGAUGAGGACUAUGCCGAGUGGGAAUCCAAGCACCAAACUGCUCACGAGUACAUUCUCCGCUCCAAAGGCAGAGCCCCCGUUGAAACUGACGCACGCCACCGCUCUUCCCGCUCGCCCCUUCGCCACCGCGACUACGAGUCCGCUGAACCGGAGUCGUCCUCUUCCCGUCGCUCUGGCCGAUCGGCGCGAUCAAGCAAGGAAACCGUGCGCGGGGCCUCCAACCAGGGCUCUUACGAGCAUCUUGAGCCUCAGUCCCGGUCUUACGAGCAGAAGGUCCCAAGUAUGCCAACGGCCGCCACCUCGCCUGGAAUCAAGACUUCUUCCUCCUCGCGGCCUUCUCUUUACCCUUCUCGAUCCGCCACCACUCAUUCUCACCCUCGAUUGAAGCGCGAGGGCACGAGUCGAUCGGAGCAGGUUCUCCUCGGCAUGGUUUAUCCAGACGGUCCACCUCGAGCUUCCAAGCUAAGAGGCGGUGACCGAUAUGAUUCGGGUUACUCCAGCCCGGGUACUCCGGAAAUGCCGGCCGGGGACAGCCCAUCCAAGGCUUCGUCCACUCGCUACAAGAUUGUCACCGACCCCGAGACUGUCGUGGUUGAACCGAGCAUACAGUCCCCUCCCCAUCCUUCUCCGAGACGUACGAGAACAUAUUCUCCUCCGCGUCAAGAACGCCCGGUGCGGCCGAGUGCCAAGCCGGUUCGAAGUAGCACGAGCUACAGCUACAAGCCGGAUGCAUCCAAUCGCUUUGAAAGCGUCCGGCCUUCCCCCUCCCGACAAUCCUCAUCUCGACCCCUCUACGGCGAGGUAGAGCAAGGUGCGCGCGCGAAAGAUAGAGAUUCGAAGUAUGCUCGCGAAAUCGGGCCUGAACACAAAUACUCUACUCGUGACGCCCGGGAUCCUCGCGAUGCCUAUCCCCGGCAUCACUACGACGAUUACCGCAAUCCACCUAUGGGACGACGACAAUCAACUUACGCGUAA